GGAACAUGUUUUCUCCGCUGGCCGGCAUGCGUUCCUUCGUUCCACGCAUCCUCGUUCUCGUGAUGGGCACGCCGUCGCAGGACGACCCCUCGGGUCCCGUCAGGAAUGCGGCGUCAGCCGGUGUGACACUGUACCCCGUGGGCGUGGGACGCGUGGACGCCUCCCAACUCCGGGCCUACGUCUCAGACUCACGUGCGGGCUUCACCGCGCGCUCCUACGACGAGCUCACAGUCGUGGAGGCCGCCCUCGUGGAGGCGAUCUGUGCCAGCGGGAGAGGGAACGGUGGCACUGGUGGAGGCACUGUGGUUUACCCAGAUCCUCCAUCGGGCUGUCCUGCCCAAUGCCCAAGGGGAGAGAAAGGAGAAAUGGUGAAUUCAAGACGCCGCCUUUUGUUGCUACCAUGAGUGCUGUCGAUUUAUUGGCUGAUUGGCAGAAGAGGGAAGCCUGGUCAAGUAGGCGCCAGAGGAGAUCCGGGUCCUCAGGGUUUUCCUGGGAGCGGAGGCGAUGGAGGAGUCGUUUUAAAGGGACAGAAAGGAGAACAGG
This is a messenger RNA of Lethenteron reissneri (Far Eastern brook lamprey), 543 nucleotides long. Its product is annotated as matrilin-3-like. The record is from RefSeq and is a predicted model, not a curated record. NCBI's taxonomy places the organism in Eukaryota, Metazoa, Chordata, Hyperoartia, Petromyzontiformes, Petromyzontidae.